Molecule: messenger RNA, 336 nt
Organism: Schistosoma rodhaini
Lineage: Eukaryota; Metazoa; Platyhelminthes; Trematoda; Strigeidida; Schistosomatidae
Source: the annotation of a GenBank genome assembly
AUGAGUUGUACAGUUAGGGGGAAGCCAAAGUCAGGCCGUACUUGGAAAACAGUUCGUACCGCAAAACAUAGUGCGAUUAAGAAGGACAAAGGUAUACGUACCUCAUUUCAGACUCGUAGAAAAAUUGAAGCAGAAAUAAAAAAAAUUCGUAAUGAAUCAAUUGAAAGAAAAAAAGCUAAAAAUGAAUUAAAAAAAGCUAAACGUUUAAAAGAAGAAGAGAAACGUCAACGGAAAUUAGAAAAUGAACGUCGUUCCGAAAUUGUUGUACCGAUAACAAAUCCUGCAAAAAUAAAACGUUUACGAAAAAAACAAAUGCGAACCAUUGUAACACGAUAA